AUUAUUUUUUUGGUGAAUGGGCAGAUGUUGGCUGAAUUUGAAAAUUUGGCAAGUGCUUUUGUGAAGAAAUUGUGAAUGAUUGGUGAUCGAGUAAGGUAGCGGUAUUUGUAAGAGAGAAACGACCCGGAGGUUACUGAAGCACUGCCAAGAACACAUUCCCCCCAAACGAGAUGUGGGAUCCAACACAUAUCCAAGUGACUGUUCAACGAGCAAAAGGCCUGCUGAUAAAAGGCAAACAUGGAACCAACAACUGUUUCGUCAUCAUCGCACUCGGCAAGGAGAAGUACCAGACGUCAGUCAAGGAAAAAGCACCGGAAUCCGUCGAUUGGCACGAGGAAUGUGAACUGCAAAUCCCAUCGCAAGGCAACCGGGCGGAAUUGGUUUUCACAGCCCUGCACCACAACACGCUCGGCAUCGAUGAGUUUCUCGGCCAAGUCGUGCUUCCCCUCAAGGAGAUCGAUGUGUACGAGCGACCACGCUCCCGGUGGUUCAAACUUCAGAGCAAACCCGGAAAGGAAAAGAAAAAGGAACGAGGCGAACUGGAAGUUCGAAUAGCUUUCACCGUCAAGGCUGGUUCGCUAACGGAUCUUAGCAAGAAAGAGAAGAACAAAAGUUCCAUCAGCAAUCUGGCGUCCAACGUUGGGGGUUCCUUGCUCAGUAUCGGCGCAAUUGAAAAAAGAAAGAGUUUGAAAAAGUUCGCCAAAUCUCUAGGAUCGAAAGUACACAUAAGUGGGAUUGGUAAAAAGAAGAAUAAGGCAUCAGAUAUGGCAGCUGACGAUGGGUCAUUUUCGGGCAGCUAUUCAAGUAUCGGAACCCCUAGUGGAUUGCAGUCCAGACAAUCACGUCAAACGUUCGGCGACGCAGACCCAGGAGUGAUCAGUGAAGAUGAAGAUGAAUUCGUUUUUGACAAUCUUUCACAUAAGAGUUCCGGAAGCUCAUUGAACAUCAGGGCCCAAAGUGGGGCUGGUCACAUUUCGGCUAAAUCAACAACGCAAUCAAGCUCCUCAACGCCAGAUGAAACGAGGAAACACAAAACAAUUUCUUUACCGCCAUCUAAACCACCCAGACUAUUAUCGGAAAAUGAAACUGAAACAGCGCCUACCGCUAAGGUCGAUGAAUGGGAACAGAAACUUUAUGGCAAACACCUGGAAAUAGGCAGUACAGAUUCGUUGAAAAGACGAUCAUGGGAGAGUUCACGUGUUAUGCUUUCCGUACAGCAGGAAGAAGACGAAGAACAUCAUCAGAAGAAAACACCUCAGGAAUCAACGGUUUCAGCACCCAUCUCAGUCACGGCACCAACUUCUCCAGUGUUCACCGAUAAGUCCCAUAAAGAUGACGCGGAAGGACUCGAUAAACCAAAACCACUUCCUCGUGCCGGAUCGCAAGACAUCAGCAAAGUAAGUGACAAGCUGAUCGUCAAUAAUGGACCCUUGAAGAGUAACAGCGUGAGCAACAGUCGCAAGUCGAUAAAUCAACCAUCGCCCAAGAUGGAGAAACAAGACAGCACUUCGUUCACCAAGAAGUUGAAACACUUUAUCAAAGAACAUCGAGCGGAAUCGAUGGAGAACCUUUCCGGCAGCAGGAAGCAGCUGAACGGUACAAAGCAUCACGUGAACGAGCGAAUCAUCAUCGGGGGCGAGAAUGGGAGCAACGGAACGGGCGAUUUGCCCGUAGCCUUCCUGACGGCGCGCCAGAGCAAGCUGGUCACGGAAGUGUCGCCGGAGAUUCUCGCCAAGUACGAGGGCAAAACGCGUGAGGACAUGAUGAAGAUUGCCCACAAUCUGGAAAAUGAGGUCAGCUACCAGAAGCAGAAGGUGAAAGAGCUGGAGGAUUAUCUCGAUAGUUUGCUACUGAAGGUGAUGGAAUGCCAUCCGCGGAUACUGCAGAAUCCUUACCAGAAGGCGAAUCCCACCAAGAGCCUGCUCAAAACCGUUUAUAUAAAGGAAUAGAGAAGGGUAAAUUCAUGUAAAUAUUGGAUGAUUUGCCCUUCUUCCUUACAGCGGUAUAAGCAAGCAGCUGAUGGAGUGCGUUUAUCUGUAGUCCGGCAACGAGUGCGGCUCUAAGUAUGAUACACCUGUCAUCGCUACCCAUCCACCUGUUAACGAAUGUCAAUCGUCCACUACUACCUACCACCUAAAAUACUAACAACAGAACUGAUUCGUGUAGCGUUGUGACCAUGUUGUUCAUUGUCGCGGUAAGCAUACCCAUACAAAAAUUGCCUAAUCCCAAUCCUUACCUCUGUCCCAUUUUGUAUACACGUACUUUUCCUCUUACUAACUGAUGUUUCGAAAUAUUUUCAAAUUUAUACAAAAAUUUAAAAAGACAAUAUUUUAAGUACCACUUUUUGAUACAAUUUAUGGUGCCUUCAAAGUUGAAUCAUACGGAAAAUGAAAGAUUAUUGAAAGUUAUGGUAAACAAAAAAAUGUAUAUUUAAAAACCUAUUAAUUUUAUUCUAUAACUACAAACGAAUCACUUUUAAACAAUAUUAUUAUUUUCACGUUCUGCAACAGUUUUCCACUCUAGUAAGAUUAUAUCAAGUUAAAAUAAGAUUUACAUUUAAAAUAUCAGAAAUGUACGCGUAUUGUGCAUGGCAUUGUUCGAAAAGUGAAUAAAACUCAGUACCACA
Messenger RNA from Armigeres subalbatus, 2626 nucleotides. It is a transcript of the gene Rip11, whose product is annotated as rab11 family-interacting protein 5. Lineage: Eukaryota; Metazoa; Arthropoda; Insecta; Diptera; Culicidae. Gene Ontology annotation, cellular component: intracellular membrane-bounded organelle. The record is from RefSeq and is a predicted model, not a curated record. Gene Ontology annotation, biological process: regulated exocytosis. The transcript is spliced from 5 exons. Bases 171 to 1949 code for a protein of 592 amino acids. Gene Ontology annotation, molecular function: small GTPase binding.